GGUACGCGGCGCUGGUGCGUGCGGCGGGCUGGCGGGCGGGCGUGUCAUUCGCUGCGCCCCUGGCGGGGCUAAGGAGGUAGCUGUGGCUCCCGUUGCCCCCGCCGCCGCCGCCGCCACCGCUGCCACAGCAGCCGGGUGAGGCUGAACCGUGCAGCGCUGGGAGGCGAUCGAGGGGAAACCAGGUCACAGACGCGCAGACACACACAUCCACCCGAUCACAUUCAUGCACUCCUUUGCACGCACCGAUCGGGAACAAGGACUCUGACUCUGGAAUUGGCUGUUUUUCUUGGGGUGGCCACUGUCUUCUGCAUGCUGACUUCCCAACAUGGUUUGACGGAGGAGAAGGUGAUUUCAGCAAAUAAGAAGAUCCAGAAUGAUUACUGACCCAUGACUCCCAACAGUAUGUCAGAAAAUGGCUUUCCAGCAUGGGACAAGCGGAAGCCUCCCCCGCCUCCUCCCGACCAGGAAUACACCUGGGGGCUCGUAGCGAUGUCUGAAGACUGCUUCCACCGGAAGGGCCACUCAGAGAGCGGCAGCGGGGCGCUGAAGAGCGAGCCGCCCCCGCCGGCACCCCGGCUCCAGGCUCCGGCCCCUUGGACGAGCUCCGUAUUCCACCUGGACCCCCACGAGGCCCACGAGCAGGGCGUGGCGAGCACCCAGGCCGACCCGACCGAAGAGAAGAAAUGUAAAGGGUACAUACCCAGUUACUUAGACAAGGACGAGCUAUGUGUAGUUUGUGGUGACAAAGCCACUGGGUAUCACUACCGAUGCAUCACUUGUGAAGGCUGCAAGGGUUUCUUUAGGAGAACCAUUCAGAAAAAUCUCCACCCAUCCUAUUCUUGUAAAUAUGAAGGAAAGUGUGUAAUAGACAAAGUCACUCGGAACCAGUGCCAGGAAUGUCGCUUCAAGAAAUGCAUUUACGUUGGCAUGGCAACCGAUUUGGUAUUGGAUGACAGCAAACGGUUGGCAAAAAGGAAGCUGAUAGAAGAAAAUCGUGAGAAGAGGCGCCGGGAAGAGCUGCAGAAAACCAUUGGGCACAAGCCAGAACCGACAGACGAGGAAUGGGAGCUCAUCAGAACGGUCACGGAAGCCCACGUGGCCACCAAUGCACAAGGCAGCCACUGGAAACAGAAAAGGAAAUUUCUGCCUGAAGACAUUGGACAAGCACCAAUAGUAAAUGCCCCAGAAGGUGGGAAAGUAGACUUGGAAGCCUUCAGCCAGUUUACCAAAAUCAUCACACCAGCAAUCACGAGAGUGGUGGAUUUUGCCAAAAAGUUGCCUAUGUUUUGUGAGCUGCCGUGUGAAGAUCAGAUAAUCCUGCUGAAAGGCUGUUGCAUGGAGAUCAUGUCUCUCCGAGCGGCCGUGCGCUAUGACCCAGAGAGCGAGACUUUAACCUUAAAUGGGGAGAUGGCCGUGACGAGGGGCCAGCUGAAAAACGGAGGCCUUGGGGUGGUGUCUGACGCCAUCUUUGACUUGGGCAUGUCCCUGUCUUCUUUCAACCUGGAUGACACCGAAGUAGCCCUCCUACAAGCGGUUCUGCUCAUGUCUUCAGAUCGCCCAGGGCUCGCCAGCGUGGAGAGGAUAGAGAAAUGUCAGGAGGGUUUCCUGCUGGCCUUUGAACAUUAUAUCAAUUACCGCAAACACCACGUUGCACACUUUUGGCCAAAGCUGCUGAUGAAGGUGACGGACCUACGGAUGAUUGGCGCCUGCCACGCCAGCCGCUUCCUACACAUGAAGGUGGAGUGCCCCACAGAACUCUUUCCCCCUCUGUUCUUGGAAGUGUUCGAGGAUUAAGAAGGACUGGUUCGGUUCUCACAAUUCUGACAGUGCUACUUAUGGGGUGUCAUUCCAUUCCAUUGCCUAGCUCGUUUGUGUUUCUCUGUAUCUUGGUGGGGAGGGAUUUUUGUUGUUGUUGUCGUUGGGAGGGGAAGGUUGUUGUUGGCUUUUUUUUUUUUUUGCAUUGAUAUACACAAGUGAAAACGUCCCCUGAAUGUGGGUAAUUGUGACUAUCACAGUCCGUCCUCUAGUCCUUGGGUAUGAAUACUUUGAAAAUGGCACAGUAGCAAGAUGGGAAGAAAGCUCACAAGUUCACCAGCACUAAGUGAUCACCAGCGUACAUCCUUCCCCAGUCGAUGGUGAUACAAAGUAAAGCUGUUGUCUUGGCUUAGUGAAGGACUUUACCAAUGAGGUUCCCUUUUGUAUGGCACAAAGAAGUCUUGCAAUGAAUGUAGCUUCCAUGUAUAUGUCCCCUCAUGUCCCCCCCUCCCAAGUUGAUAUGUAGUAUCUAAAAUCCUCACUCCUGCUCAUUUCCUUAAGACAUCUAUCCUCUUCCUGCCCAGAUAAGAACUUAGACUUAGGACCUGGAGUGGGGCUUUAGAAGGCAUUUAGUCCAAACCUUCCACUUUACAGAUGGGGAAACCAAGUCCUUGAGUAGCUAUGAGGUUUGUCCAAUCACAUGCUGAGAUUUAAAAUUCAAGGUCUCUGACUCAAAACCCAGCAUUUUUUUCACUGUGCAAUGGACUUACCUUAGAUAUAUGACCAUCAGGAUAUCUGUUGUCUGUCAAGUCAGAUAGAUCUUUCGAUGUAAUAUUUCUCUGAUCCUUGCAGUUGAGUUCAUGACCAAUGCAGGGAGUAGAUCAAAGAUGUAGAUGGGUUUGUUGAACUAAUGGAGUACAUGUGGAAAGGAAGAGGUUGGGUGACCACAAAGAAAUUGGAAAGCUAUGCCAAGGUCAAGGACUCUACAGUGCAUAGGAUAGUAUGACUUAGAAGAAGCAACCAAUAUGGUGUGAUGAAAGAUGAAGAAAACUUAAACAUGAACCCAACUGAUUGACCAAAUGUAGUCCCUUUUGAAUGGUGGUGGUUCUUCCAUGUUAUCACUGAAGUUGUGUGCCCUGAUGGCCUAAGCGAGAGGUGAUCUUGACUGAUCUGACAACAAUUUUCCUUGCAGAUGAAAUCUUCUAAUCAAAGAGAGCAGUAGAACAUCAAUCUGAGUCUGAGUUGAGGAAGUAUUCUAAGGAAAGGGAUGGGCUACAGUUACAUUCAAAGCGGAAGAAAAAUGGGACAUCCAAUGGUCCCACUGUAGGCUGAUACUGUAGAAAAGGCCCGCCAUUACUCCGAGACAUGCCUAAAGUCAAAGGGUUGUAGAUGGAGAACUGGAAGAAGGAGGGAUCGCCUUUCAUUUUACAGUUGAAGAAAUGAAGGCCCAGGGAAAUUGAGGGACUUAGCUAAAUUCACACCAGUAAAAACCAUCUGAGGUAGGAUUUGAACCCUCAGUCUUCUACCUUUAUAGCCUAUAUACCUUUAUAACUAUUCAUCAUGCUAUCAUUCCCCAUUCCUAUCCCUUCUCUUAACAGACUUAAAAUCUAUUGCAAGAACAUGAGCAUGAAGUUUCUUGGGGCUUGGGGGGCUUGGGGGGGUUUUGUUUUUAAAUCAUACUUAAAGCAUGGAAUUUUCACUAUACCAUACAAGAAGUAUGCAGGAUUUGAACCUAGCCCCUCUGGCUUCAGAUCCAUGUCCUUUCCUCCAUACCACACUGCCCCUCUCACUGACACUAAUAAAUUUCCCCUGAGUCCUUGUGAUCAUGGUACAUUAUAGAGCUUGGCAGUUAUUUCCUAGAGGAAAAUAAAAUUUCACCUCUCCCUGUUUUAUUUUCUUGUACAAUUGCUCCACAUGACUAUUCAGAAUGGAGGUACCUAUAGGCUAGCAACUAGGUGGCCCAGUGGACAGAGUCCCAUCUGGAGUCAGAGUCAAAUCUGGUCUCAGACACAUACUGGCUGUGUGACCCUGGGCAAGUCACUUAACUCUGUUUGCCUCGGUUUCCUCAUCUGUCAAAUGAGCUGGAGAAGGAAAUGGCAAACCACUCCAGUAUCUUUGCCAAGAAAACCCCAAAUGGGAUCACAACGAGCCAAUAACUGAAAAGACUCAACAACAAUCUAUAGGCCAUUCAGUUUGGCCCUGGAUCAUUAGGAGAAAUGGUAAAUAUUAGAAAAAGUUACGUGUGGAAGCUCAGAUAGUGAACUACCACCUUUCUUCUGUAAGAUGACAGAGAUUUACUAGAGGGUCUAUAAGGUGCCUUCCAACUCUAAGUCCUGUGAUUCUAUGAUUUUUUUGGUCCUAGUCAAGCAUCAGCAAACCUUUAUUAAGUGCCUACUAUGUGUCAGGCAAUACCAAGACAAAAAUAAAAUAAAAUGCUCCUGCCCUCAAGGAGCUUCUAGUCUAAGCUUAUGAACUUUAGCAAAUUGAGCUACAAUUCAUUCUUUGGUAUGGAACUAAUCUAAAUGAUGCAAUAGAUAAAUUAUAGGUAGACAUCUUUUUAUCAGCUCAUUCUGUAAAAUUUGAGAACCACAAGACAGAAUCCAUACAAACUGAACAGCAAAAGACUCCCCCAAAGCCCACAUUCAGAAAAGCAGCAUGGGGUAGUAGAAAGUCCUCCAGAUUGGACAUGAAGAGAUUAGGCAUCUGGUCUCCACCUCUCAGAACCUGUUUCCGCAUCUAUAAAAUGACAUAGUCAUGCUGGAUGGUCUCUAAAGGUCUCCUCUAGCUCUCAAAUUCUUUGAAAAUUCAGGAAUUUCAGAAAUUUUUCAGAAGAUUCUAUCUUCUUACAAACACCUUCCAUUAGACCAGCACUGCAUUUAUAAGCAGAGAUUUGAUUCACAUUCCUCUUAACAAAGAGCACAUCAACUAAUUAUGAAUGAAAUAGGUAGAAAGGGGCAGGAUGUCCAUCUUGAGAGUGGAGGAUGAAAGGCACUGGAUAGCCAGAGAGGAUAGAAAUAAGUCAUGGAAGGUUUGAAAAGGGGAAAUAAUUCAGAAUGUGCUAACUAACCAAUAAGUUACAAGGGCAUGACUCCUUUAGGAGUGAAAACUAACACCUUCCUCAUGGAAAUUCAUUAACUGUACAAAAGAAUCAAAACUCUAACAAAAAUCUUCAUGCAGUUUUAAGCUAUUAAAGCUUGGUCAGGUAUUAAAUUCUUUUAAGCGAGUAAAGCUGCGCUAAGACUUUUGGAACAACAUGUCCAGUCCCUACUCCAUUAUCUACCCAUAGAUUGUUGGAAUUUAUCUUCUCCAUACAAAUCUCACUUUGAGGGUAUAUUGACUAUGUCAACCGAGUCAGCAUCCUUGAAUAUUUGCUCAGUUAACAGCUCAACUCCCUCUUUGCAACAGAAACAUUUGGCCAUCUGCUCUGCUUCUAGAAACGAUUGAAGGAAGAGAAAAAUUGCACCCAGCCAAGAGAGGGCAGGCUAUUCAAGGCAUGGAGUAAAUUAGGGGAGAGGGACAGGAUGGGGAAAUUGGAUGGGUUCCCAGCUCUUCUUGAAUCAUUAAUUCCCAAUAUAACAUUAUUAUUUUCCAAGUGAAAAAUCAGACACACCUUUAUUUGCUAUGUGACACUGGAAGAGUCACUUCACCUCUCUAGGCCUCAGUUUCUUUGUCUGUAAAAUGAAGGGGCUGGACUCCGUAACCUCUAAAGUCACUUUUUUCAUCCUCCGUGUGAUGUAAAAGGAAAUGCCAUGUCUAAAGCUAAACAGAAAGUCCUCCAUUUAUGUGAACCCCCAAAGUUGGUCAUAUGCAAAGCAUGCUUAGACUGCAUCCACAGCACAAAGGGAAGAGAUUAUUUGAUAGUUAUCCUGAUAUUCCAAUGGAUAUAAACAGCCAGACUGAUUUAGGCCUGAAACCUUAAAUCUAAAUUUGUCUAGUUGGCUGUCUGUACUGAUGAAAUCAUCUUUAAAGGGGUGAGCUUUGGAAGUCAUGUUCACGAUGCAUGAGUCUGUCUUUUAUGUAUCUCACUUGGGUACCCAAGCCAUCUCAGAACUCCAUCCCAUGAAAGCUAAUUGUGAGGAGUUGUCUUGGAUUUUUUUUACCUUAUGCCAGGACUUUAGGUUCAAGUAUAUCUCUGGAUGAACAGGAUUCUCCUCUUGCCUUUGAGGAUGAAAUCCUAACGAAUCUGAAGAUUUCUGUGGGACCAGAUUUCUCACUUAUAAACCCCUUAACUAUGGGGAAUGUUUGGUGUGCUUGUGUGCUUGUGUGUGUGUGUGUGUGUGUGUGUGUGUGAUAUCUCUAUUUCCACUCAUCAGCUUAGCAGUAUUUCCAAACCCACUGCAAAUGGUGAUCUCUUCGUUUCCUUUAUGGUUCUACCAAAAAACUCCAUGUGCCACAGCCGAGCUUUUUGUGGUCAAGUGAGCUUUGCUCCUUAGCAACAUGCUUCAAAUUUUAACUCCACAGUCCUGUGAUGUGCAGACAUCUGGGUCUGGAGCAAUGCCUAUGCAGUUUUCUAUGUGCUAAUUAUAUGGUAGGUAACCCUCUGCCAAGCUCUAGGAUUUUUAGAAACCCCACUCUGCUCCAACAUGCUAAUGGUGAGCUUUUCUUGUGACUUGGGUGUGUAAGCAUCAACAACCUCCCUGUGCCCUCCUCCCUACCCCAUCCCCAAAUCUUGCCUUUUUUGGAGCUACUGAUCACUCUCAAAAUGUGUCAUUGUUAGUGAUGUAUUUUUAUUCUAUGGAACGCUAAUCUGUUUGUGUCAUACUGACCUUAAGUUGCAUGAAUCAUAAAUUUGAAAAUCAAUCCUAUGGUUUUGAAAUGUAGCCAGUAUUUGUAAGGCUAAACCUUUUUCAUUAACUGAAUUUCAAUGAGCAACCAAGGAAUAUUUACCCUUCAAAAGGAGAGCAAAGGCAAACAUUUGAAAUAAUGUCACCCUUUCCAACAACCAAGUCCAUCGGGUUCUCAAAUAAGCUCUUAAUUUUUCCUGUUAUUUGAAUAAUAUGGAAUUAUUAAUGUAGUGUUUCUUUUGAUAGAAAGAUAAUAUGAUCGGUAUUUAAAUUUUAUAGAAAAUGAAUUUUAUCAUACUGUGAUGUAGAUAUUUAUUUUCCAGGUAAGAAGCCACCCAGUAUGUAUUUUUUACAAUGGAAAAUUUUGCUUUUAAUCUUAAAAAAAAUAAAAAAAUUAAAACAUAAAAAAUACACACAUACAUGAAACAAACUUAAAAAAAAGGUUUGGCCUUAUCACAGAAUUUUUCCUGUGCUAUAUCAAUGUUUGCAGAUGCAAAAAGUAUGAAUUUUUCUUGUGUCUCCACAUUGACAUUGUAUGUCGCCUUCAGAAGCAAUAUUGUGCAGGUCAAAAUACGCUGUUUGUGUCUCUCCAUCACACAGUUUACCUACUUAAAAAAAAAAAAAAAGCAAACCCUUCUUAUGCACAAGACAAU
Molecule: messenger RNA, 7192 nt
Organism: Dromiciops gliroides (monito del monte)
Lineage: Eukaryota; Metazoa; Chordata; Mammalia; Microbiotheria; Microbiotheriidae
Gene: THRB
Product: thyroid hormone receptor beta
Exons: 10
Coding region: 388-1794 (468 amino acids)
Biological process (GO): positive regulation of transcription by RNA polymerase II; retinoic acid receptor signaling pathway; negative regulation of transcription by RNA polymerase II
Molecular function (GO): nuclear receptor activity; zinc ion binding; RNA polymerase II cis-regulatory region sequence-specific DNA binding
Source: RefSeq, a predicted model, not a curated record